CCCCACUUCUGGCCUACCACGAGAUCCCUGGUUUGAUCUGCUCUGGUUAUUCACCUUUCUCGACGCUCCUACGCCUUCGCGACCCUCUUCCGACCCCUUUACACCACUUCCUACGACCACCACUUUCCUGCCCUUCUAAACCGAAUCCUUCCGCGGGCGUUGGGCGACCUGCGGCCAAUCAGAGAUGAGUUUGAAGGGCUUUCAGAAGAGCAUUGUCCGCGCUCCACAACAGUUCAAGGCCAAGUUCAAUAUUGGCGAGCAUACCAAGGACCCUGUCUACCUGGACGCUGAGCGACGGUUUCAAGAACUCGAAAAGGAGACCAAGAAGCUGCACGAUGAGUCCAAGAAGUACUUCGAUGCCAUCAACGGCAUGUUGAACCACCAGAUUGGAUUCUCCAAAGCGAUGACGGAACUCUACAAACCCAUCUCCGGUCGUGCUUCCGACCCUAGCUCCUAUACAAUCGAGGGUAAUCCGGAGGGUAUCCGGGCAUGUGAGGAAUACGAGGCGAUUGUGCGGGACCUCCAAGAAUCGCUGGUGCCCGAGUUAGAGAUGAUCGACACCCGCGUCAUCAGCCCUGCACAGCAGCUAUUGGAGGUAAUCAAGGUGAUCCGCAAAGUCGCGGUGAAGCGAGACCACAAGAAACUGGACUAUGACCGCCACAAGAACUCGCUCAAGAAGCUUCAGGAUAAAAAGGACAAGUCACUGAAGGAUGAGAAGGCGCUUUACAAGGCAGAAAAUGAUGUGGAACAAGCGACUCAGGACUACAACUACUACAACGACCUGCUCAAGGACGAGUUGCCCAAGCUGUUCGCUCUGGAGGCUGAAUUCAUCCGUCCUCUGUUCCAGUCCUUCUACUACAUGCAACUGAACGUCUUCUACACACUACACGAGCGAAUGCAGGGCAUCAAUAUCGGUUACUUCGACCUGAAUCUGGACAUCGAGGAAGCGUUCGAGAACAAGCGCGGAGACGUCAAGGAGCGCGCCGAGGAGCUCAGCAUCGUCCACUUCAAAGCCACGGGCGGGCGCAAACCCGGCUCGAAGCUUGGCCCCAAGGACAAACUGGCGCAAGAGGGCAAGAGUGGUUACGCCUCACGUCAGCGAGAUCCCGAUGUUGUCGAAAACCCCCCGCCGCCUUACUCUGCCACUGCAGGCAGCAGCUUUACCGCCGCAGCGAAGAGCAAGCCCGCCCCUCCGCCGCCGAAACCGAAGCCCGCUCGUUUCAGCGCUCCCGUCGAAACCGUCACGGCACUAUAUGACUAUGAGGCCCAGGCGCACGGCGAUCUCAGCUUCUCCGCCGGAGAUGUCAUCGAGAUCAUACAGCGAACGGAUAACCAGAAUGAGUGGUGGAGCGGCCGUGUUGACGGACGAGAGGGACAAUUUCCUGCUGAACUAGCAUUAUGCUAUAGCUAUAUAAUAUCCUUAUUCCUUGCUCGUCAAUGUCAUCACUGGUUAUCUGGAGUUUCGGAGUGCCAUUGUGUAUCACUUGACAAGUAGGAAUUGCCAGUCGUUUUUGAUUCUUGCCAUAGAGCGUUGCAUGAUGAUGACCGUUCGCUGUACAUAUUGAUAAUAUCGAGGUUGUUUAUUCCUACUGCAUAUUUGACCACU
Aspergillus welwitschiae is the source of this 1606-nucleotide messenger RNA. Its product is annotated as amphiphysin. The transcript is spliced from 3 exons. Gene Ontology annotation, cellular component: mating projection tip; Rvs161p-Rvs167p complex; actin cortical patch. Gene Ontology annotation, biological process: actin cortical patch localization; plasma membrane tubulation; endocytosis. Bases 185 to 1495 code for a protein of 436 amino acids. Lineage: Eukaryota; Fungi; Ascomycota; Eurotiomycetes; Eurotiales; Aspergillaceae. The record is from RefSeq and is a predicted model, not a curated record. Gene Ontology annotation, molecular function: protein binding; lipid binding.